AUGAGCCGGAGUGGCGGAGCCGGGCGGCCCGCGGCCGCGCUCACCGGCCCGGGACGCUUCCGCAUGGCCCGCGAGGAGCCGGCGCCGGCGGCGGUGGUGGCAGCCGGGCGGCCCCGGGGCGGCCGGGGCGGCGAGCGCGAGCGCGAGCGGGCGCUGCAGGGGCCGGGGGUCGCCCGCAGGGGGCGGCCGUCGCUGAGCCGCGCUAAACUGCACGGGCUGCGGCACAUGUGCGCGGGGCGUGCGGCGGCGGGGGGCUCCUUCCAGCGGCGGGCGCUGUGGGUGCUGGCCUUCUGCACGUCCCUCGGCUUGCUGCUGUCCUGGUCCUCGAACCGCCUGCUCUACUGGCUCAGCUUCCCGUCGCACACGCGGGUGCACCGCGAGUGGAGCCGCCAGCUGCCCUUCCCCGCCGUCACCGUGUGCAACAACAACCCGCUGCGCUUCCCGCGCCUCUCCAAGGGGGACCUCUACUACGCCGGCCACUGGCUCGGGCUGCUGCUGCCCAACCGCACGGCGCGCCCGCUGGUCAGCGAGCUGCUGAGGGGGGACGAGCCGCGCCGCCAGUGGUUCCGCAAGCUGGCCGACUUCCGCCUCUUCCUACCGCCGCGCCACUUCGAGGGCAUCAGCGCCGCCUUCAUGGACCGCCUGGGCCACCAGCUCGAGGACAUGCUGCUCUCCUGCAAGUACCGCGGCGAGCUCUGCGGGCCGCACAACUUCUCCUCCGUGUUUACAAAAUAUGGGAAGUGUUACAUGUUUAACUCAGGCGAGGAUGGCAAACCUCUGCUCACAACAGUCAAGGGGGGGACAGGCAACGGGCUGGAGAUCAUGCUGGACAUUCAGCAGGAUGAGUACCUGCCCAUCUGGGGAGAGACAGAGGAAACGACGUUUGAAGCGGGCGUGAAGGUUCAGAUCCACAGUCAGUCUGAGCCGCCUUUCAUCCAAGAGCUGGGCUUUGGGGUGGCACCAGGGUUCCAGACUUUCGUGGCCACACAGGAGCAGAGGCUCACAUACCUGCCCCCGCCGUGGGGCGAGUGCCGGUCCUCGGAGAUGGGACUCGACUUCUUUCCUGUUUACAGCAUCACUGCCUGUCGGAUUGACUGUGAGACCCGCUACAUCGUGGAGAACUGCAACUGUCGCAUGGUCCACAUGCCAGGGGAUGCCCCUUUCUGUACCCCUGAGCAACACAAGGAGUGUGCAGAGCCUGCCCUAGGUCUGCUGGCGGAAAAGGACAGUAAUUACUGUCUCUGCAGGACACCCUGCAACCUGACCCGCUACAACAAAGAGCUCUCCAUGGUGAAGAUCCCCAGCAAGACGUCAGCCAAGUACCUCGAGAAGAAAUUUAACAAAUCAGAAAAAUAUAUCUCAGAGAACAUCCUCGUCCUGGAUAUAUUUUUUGAGGCUCUCAAUUAUGAGACCAUUGAACAGAAGAAGGCGUACGAAGUUGCUGCCUUACUUGGUGAUAUUGGUGGUCAGAUGGGAUUGUUUAUUGGUGCUAGUAUCCUUACAAUACUAGAGCUCUUUGAUUAUAUUUAUGAGCUGAUCAAAGAGAAGCUAUUAGACCUGCUUGGCAAAGAAGAGGAGGAAGGGAGCCACGAUGAGAAUGUGAGCACUUGUGACCCGAUGCCAAACCACUCCGACACCAUCAGCCACAGUGUGAACGUGCCCCUGCAGACGGCCCUGGGGACCUUGGAGGAGAUUGCCUGCUGACAGCCCUCCGACCGCCCGGCACCCCCCAGACAGACCUUGAGGCCCAGGACCAGAGCAGGGGACGGCAGGCUCAGGUGGGAUGGCCCCUGCCGACCGACGGAAAGAAGCAAGAGCCCCCUAUGCACACAUAGCAAACUCUCUGUCAAAACCUCGCUCCAGCCUCGUCUGGCACAACGCGUCCUCAGGCCCUGCUGCCGCACAUCCGUCCCUCUUAGGAGAAGUGAGUCACGCUCUGGAACUGUCCGAGAACCGACCUGCCAUCACAUCUCACUGCCAGAUGUAAAAAGCAACUGCAUGCUCUGAGUCCUCACGGCACCGCCUCCACGUCUGUCUCUGUACUUGACACUCCUCCCUGCGGUUUCCAGCAGUCCCUCUGCAGCUGUGCAGGGGGACCAGGUUCCAGCCCCAAAGUCACCACGAGGCCACGCUGGAAUCACACCUGCACGAUCAAGAGGGAAACCGCAGAACUCGACGACGUCCGGUCCUUGUGUAGUUUGUGAAGGUUCUUAACCUGCCCACAAAGCCCUCCCCCACCUCCCCAAGCCGGCCCACAGGGUGAUCAGGGCCACCCCCAUCCCCUCCACAGCGGCCUGGGGGACUCAUCCGCGCUGCCCAUGUCAUUCUGCUCUCCCUGUGACACGGCUUGUACAGUCUGAUUCUGUUUCUUUGGGGGGCUUUUUUUUUGUCUGUCUGUCUGUCAGAGAUCUGUUUCAUUUCAUUUUCUGAAUUUGGGUUUUGAUGUCC
This is a messenger RNA of Eubalaena glacialis (North Atlantic right whale), 2448 nucleotides long. It is a transcript of the gene ASIC2, whose product is annotated as acid sensing ion channel subunit 2. Bases 1 to 1704 code for a protein of 567 amino acids. Lineage: Eukaryota; Metazoa; Chordata; Mammalia; Artiodactyla; Balaenidae. The record is from RefSeq and is a predicted model, not a curated record. Gene Ontology annotation, molecular function: ligand-gated sodium channel activity. Gene Ontology annotation, cellular component: membrane. Gene Ontology annotation, biological process: sodium ion transmembrane transport. The transcript is spliced from 10 exons.